AAAUCGCAGAAUUUUCAUGCUCUAUCCUGAAUGACACCUGUGAUUGCUAAUGAUAAUAUCUUCGUUUCUGCAUUGGACUGUGAGAGAUGUGUCCUGUCCUGCCUUCCCACCAACUGAAACCUGCGCUCUGCCCAAUUUGGCGCCAUAGUUUGCAUGAACAAGUUCAGACUGUACACCUCAAGGAUAUCCAGCCAAGUAAGCCUUGAGACUCACAGAAGAGAGAAGAGAAUGUUUGACCAGGAAUCAAGGUAUGUUUCUCCUUUGGGUCUAUCUAACUGCAAGUAAAUUUCUUCUUCCCUAGGCCACCCCCAUCAUGCCAAACCAACCUCACCAAGAAAAGCAAAGCUUUCUCUCCAUGGUUGAUGCCUUGAUGGCAGCACUUGCCCUCACUCUCUUCCCCUUCUUUAAAUCUUGUAAGCAUCCUCGCAAUGUCUUCUUCCUUUGUUCCGAUCGAGACCCCAUUUUAUCUUCCCCCAUCGACGACGUCGGCUGCCGGGGUUUUCCGUAGCCAAGUCUCACCAUGGGAGAGCCGAGGCAUCACUGCAAGCUAUGGCUCCUCCUGCUGGCAUUGGCCCCGUGGCUGCACGCAUCGACGGGCGCGGCGACGACGUUCACCAUAGCGAACUACUGCGCCUACACGAUAUGGCCGGGCACGCUGGCCGGCUCCGGCACGCCGCAGCUGUCCACGACGGGGUUCGAGCUCGGGCCGGGGCAGACGGUGCGGCUCGCGGCGCCGCCGGCGUGGUCCGGGCGGAUGUGGGCGCGGACCGGGUGCGUGUUCGACGCGGCCGGCGCCGGGGUGUGCCAGACGGGCGACUGCGGCGGGCGCAUGGAGUGCCGCGGCGCCGGCGCCACGCCCCCGGCCACGCUCUUCGAGGUCACGCUGGGGAAGGGCGGCGGCGAGGACUUCUACGACGUGAGCCUCGUCGACGGGUACAACCUCCCCGUCGUCGCCAUCCCCCGCGCGCUGCGCGGGCCCGGCGCGUGCAACGCCACCGGCUGCUUGGCCGACCUCAACCGCUCGUGCCCGACGGAGCUGCAGGUGGUCUACGGCGCCGGCGCGAUCGCGUGCCGGAGCGCGUGCGAGGCGUUCGGGCAGGACAGGUACUGCUGCAGCGGCGCCUACGGCACGCCGGCCGCGUGCCGGCCGACGUCGUACUCGUCCGUCUUCAAGAUGGCGUGCCCGCGCGCCUACAGCUACGCCUACGACGACAGCACCAGCACCUUCACCUGCAGCGCCGACGACUACACCGUCGCCUUCUGCCUCCCCACCUCCGGGAUAAAGGAGUCGGACGCCGUGUUCCUGGGCGCGCAGAUCAUCGGCGGCCGCGGCACAGGUGCUGCCGAAGCCAACGAUAUCGCGCCGCCGGCGUACGGCAACGGUGGCGCGGGCGCUUACCCACCGCCGACCUCCGACAGCUACAGCGGUGGUGGACCCGGAGGCGCUUACCUGCCGCCGGUUUACAACUACGGGCCUGGCGGCGAUCGCAUACCGCCGGCGAUGAGGAUCUCGUCGGCGAGCACGACGACGUACAUCCGGCCGUGGCUUCCGCUGCUGCUGCUGCUCCUCUGCUUUACCUGACCGUAGUUCCGUUGCCCGCUGCGCACGACGAGCUCGCGACAGUUUAAGCUGACUCCGAGUUUAACGCAGCCUGGCAGCAAAGAAGAGAUGGGUCGAUCGAGAAGGGCCUUUCAUUCAUGCGUUGGAUGUUUGCACGAUCCAAAACUUAUUUUCAUCCCUCGUGGAUAUGUUUGCAGAGCUCCAACUUA
Messenger RNA from Aegilops tauschii subsp. strangulata, 1770 nucleotides. RefSeq names its product pathogenesis-related thaumatin-like protein 3.5. NCBI's taxonomy places the organism in Eukaryota, Viridiplantae, Streptophyta, Magnoliopsida, Poales, Poaceae. The record is from RefSeq and is a predicted model, not a curated record.